AUGACGAAAAUCCAUUUGAUGCUACCUAAGACCGACUCUUUGCAGCUCUCGAGCCCUGACUUGGCGGGGACGACGCAAUCAUGCUCCCCGGAAGACGUGCUGCGACUCUGCCCCGCGUGCCCGUCACCGAGCGAAUUAAUGGCCCGCGUUGCCUGUUUCAGCAACACCGUCUGUCUCUGGAGUCUUUUGGCGGAGUUGAGCUGGCCGGGGGUGGUUGAAAUGCUCGCUUCGCCAUGGGCCGCUAACACGGAGUGGUAG
This is a messenger RNA of Trichoderma gamsii, 258 nucleotides long. RefSeq lists its product as hypothetical. The transcript is spliced from 2 exons. Lineage: Eukaryota; Fungi; Ascomycota; Sordariomycetes; Hypocreales; Hypocreaceae. The record is from RefSeq and is a predicted model, not a curated record. The coding region runs from base 1 to 258 and encodes 85 amino acids.